Molecule: messenger RNA, 1242 nt
Organism: Daucus carota subsp. sativus
Lineage: Eukaryota; Viridiplantae; Streptophyta; Magnoliopsida; Apiales; Apiaceae
Product: tetratricopeptide repeat domain-containing protein PYG7, chloroplastic
Exons: 5
Coding region: 88-1041 (317 amino acids)
Biological process (GO): photosystem I assembly
Cellular component (GO): chloroplast thylakoid membrane
Molecular function (GO): protein binding
Source: RefSeq, a predicted model, not a curated record
AAACUUAUCUUCAGACACUGAGUUGUUUAGGAUUCUUUAGAGAUGCUCCUCAGUUCAGUUAGAUAAUCUAACACCACAGUUUUAGAAAUGCUGCUCCACUCAAAUACUUCGACUCCUCUUCAUAUUUACUCAUCUGGGUCUCAAAAUUCUCUUGUAAAUUUGAUCUUUGGCACCCAUAAAUAUCCACUUGCUGAAUUUCAAAGCUAUGGAUCAGCUCUGCCAAGAAUACCCAACAAGCCCAAGUUCAAAAACCACAAAAUCUCGCUUCAGAUAUAUGGAAGAAGAUUUCCUGUACUACCACUUAUGCCCUCGAAGAGAUCUGAAGACUCCCUUUUGGUCGAUGAAGAUAUCAUGAAUUUAAAAGGACAACUAUUAGGCAUCUCUGCUUUCUCGUGUGGAUCAGUUUCAUGGUUAGCAACUGCACAAGCGGCACAAGCAAGUGGAUAUGCCCAGAUAGAUCCUGUUUAUGAGAUUGGGGAGUUAUUUGAAUUGGGGAUCCAACUCUCCUAUGUGCUUUCAUUGCUAGGCUUGCUUGGGGUUGGGACUUUUUUUGUAAUUCGUCAAGUUCUUGUUCGUAGAGAGCUCGACCUUUCAGCAAAAGAAUUGCAGGAACAAGUAAGAAGUGGUGACGCUAGUGCGACGGAAUUAUUUGAACUUGGAGCAGUGAUGUUAAGGAGAAAAGUCUACCCUGCUGCUACUAAAUUCUUGCUUCAGGCAAUUGAAAAAUGGGAUGGAGAUGAUCAGGAUCUUGCACAAGUUUAUAAUGCUCUUGGCGUGAGUUACACUCGGGAUGGGAAAGUUGACAAAGGCAUUGCUCAGUUUGAAACUGCCGUGAGGAUCCAACCAGGCUAUGUUACGGCUUGGAACAACCUGGGUGAUGCAUAUGAGACCAAAAAAGAAUAUACACCUGCUUUGAAGGCAUUUGAAGAAGUCUUGCUAUUUGAUCCUAACAACACUAUAGCACGGCCAAGGCGAGAUGCAUUGAAGGAAAAAGUUCAGAUGUACAAAGGAGUUCCUAUUAAAUCAAAGAAGAAAGGAUAGCAUCUUGUGUAUCAUAUGUGUCUUUAGGUAAGUUCUUAAUUUUUUAUAUUUGUACUUCCAAAACAUUUUGGUCUGACCUCGAGUCAGUGGUAUAUUAACUGCAAACUCAUCUGGGUGAUUUUGCCGGGAUCUAAAAGGGUGAUAUAUUAGAGCUCAAGUAUCUUGAUAUGGGUAUUGAAAUGAAAAUUUUAUUUUUGGCUA